Messenger RNA from Agrilus planipennis (emerald ash borer), 502 nucleotides. RefSeq names its product kinase D-interacting substrate of 220 kDa B-like. The transcript has 2 exons. Lineage: Eukaryota; Metazoa; Arthropoda; Insecta; Coleoptera; Buprestidae. Gene Ontology annotation, molecular function: protein binding. The coding region runs from base 47 to 475 and encodes 142 amino acids. The record is from RefSeq and is a predicted model, not a curated record.
AAAAUUGUUAUAUCAAAUCUUAGGGGCUAAUGUGGAUACAGCUGGUAUGUAUUCGUGGACGGCAUUAUUAGUAGCAGCCCAAGGAAACCAUGUAGAAAUCGUGCAUCUUUUACUGGAAUGUAAACCAAACGUAAACGCCCUCGACAAAGAUGGUUGCAGUGCCCUUAUGAUAGCUUGCAAAGAAGGAUAUUAUGAGGUUGCUACAGCGUUAAUUAAUGCUAACGCUUAUAUAAAUAUACAGGAUAGAGCGGGAGACACGAAUUUAAUACAUGCAGUUAAGGGUGGACAUAGAAAUAUUGUUGAAGCUCUUCUUAAAAAGUAUGCGGAUGUAGACAUAAGUGGAAAAGACAGGAAAACUGCUGUUUAUAUAGCGGUCGAAAAGGGAAAUCCCAAUAUAGUUAAACUUCUAUUAAACGCUAAUCCGGAUCUUGAAAUAGCAACAAAAGUAAGUAACAGAAUAAUUUGUUUUCUUUAAAAGUUUAGUAAGCAAAAUCGUUAGGUU